AUGGCUCCCCAAAAACCACCCGCCAAACCAUCCGCAACCGCCCUCCGCCACGCCCGCAUCACAUCCGCCAUCCACCCCCUCGCUCCCCCCAAGACGUUCCGCCCCAACGCCUCCACGACAGACUCCUUCCUCUCCACCAAGCGCGACAAGCGCACCAUCAAGCACUCCGCCUUCAUCUCCCGCGUCGCCUCCUCCUCCUCCAAGAUUUCCAAAUCCAAAACCCGCCGGCGCUCAAAGACGAAAUCCUCGGCUACGCUCAACUCGCUCGACAGUCUCGCCGAUGCCCUCCCCGAGCUCGCAGACGGCGAAGGCGCGGCGGAGGUGCUCGAUGGGAAGAUCAAGCACCAGAGCUUGAGGAGCAAAAGGGGCGCGCUCAAGAGGAAGGAGAGGUUGUUGAGAGGGGAGAUGGCGAGGUUUGGUGUUAGCAUGGCGCAGCUUUCAACUGUGAAACCCGCAGCGCCGGCGCAGUCGCAGGGGGCUGCCAUGUUCAGCAACAGCACGGUGGCUGAGAAGAAGACGGAGGAGGAGACGAAGCAGCCGGCGCCGGCAGCGGUGUCGAAUCGAUGGGCUGCGUUGAGGGGAUACAUCUCUGCGACCAUGGAGCAGAACCCGGCGUUUGUGAACAAGGCCUGAAUGCGAUAUCUACGCACAAG
This is a messenger RNA of Trichoderma citrinoviride, 653 nucleotides long. RefSeq lists its product as hypothetical. Lineage: Eukaryota; Fungi; Ascomycota; Sordariomycetes; Hypocreales; Hypocreaceae. Gene Ontology annotation, biological process: maturation of SSU-rRNA from tricistronic rRNA transcript (SSU-rRNA, 5.8S rRNA, LSU-rRNA). The record is from RefSeq and is a predicted model, not a curated record. The coding region runs from base 1 to 633 and encodes 210 amino acids. Gene Ontology annotation, cellular component: 90S preribosome; nucleolus; preribosome, small subunit precursor. The transcript has 2 exons.